This is a messenger RNA of Oldenlandia corymbosa var. corymbosa, 1833 nucleotides long. The record is from the annotation of a GenBank genome assembly. NCBI's taxonomy places the organism in Eukaryota, Viridiplantae, Streptophyta, Magnoliopsida, Gentianales, Rubiaceae.
GUUUGUAUUUAUUUUGUAGAAAGGAAAGAAAAUUAGAGAGAAAACCGGGAAGCAGACGAAAAGACCAAAAUGUACAAAGGAAAAUAGCAUAUUCUCCUUUGUUUGAGUCAUCUCAUGAAACCAAUGCCGAGUACCAAGCAUACGAUUUAGGCUGUACCCGGCAUAAACUAUCGUACUGUCAAAAUCCCCCAACUCCAGAAAAAAAAGCUUCACAAAUCUGCGAUAAACUGAAUCAAAAAGCCACCGUCUUAUAGAUCCCCUCGCGUUUGAUUUCGCCUCCGCCAUUUCUCCCCUCCAUAUUCAUCAAUAUCGCCGCUUCAACGGGUCACCGAAGGUUUGUGAAAACCUAUAAUCAUGGAGGGUGUUGGAGGUGAUAGUGUAUCUGGUGCAGCCGCAUCGCUGAAUCAGCGGAGUCAUGAAGUGUGGAAGCUUUUCCAAUAUUACCUAGAUAAGACAACUCCCCAUGCAGUUUACAGAUGGAUUGGAACUUCGGUCUUAUUGUUUCUCUAUGCGCUGCGGGUUUACUAUGUCCAGGGUUUUUAUAUUGUAACCUAUGGAUUGGGGAUCUACAUCCUCAAUUUGCUUAUAGGAUUUUUAUCCCCUCUUGUUGACCCUGAAAUGGAACCAUCCGACGGACCUCUGUUGCCGACAAAGGGUUCUGAUGAGUUCAAGCCUUUCAUCCGUCGUCUUCCGGAGUUCAAGUUCUGGUAUGCCAUCACCAAGGCCUUUUGUGUGGCAUUUUUAAUGACCUUCUUCUCUAUCUUUGAUGUCCCCGUCUUUUGGCCAAUAUUACUAUGUUACUGGAUUGUGCUCUUUGUCCUUACAAUGAAGCGCCAAAUCAUGCACAUGAUUAAAUACAAAUACAUUCCAUUCAAUCUGGGGAAGAAGAAAUACUCUGGAAAGAAGCCUUCUGUAAGUGGCAGUAGCCCUAGGGCAGACUAAGAUAGAGAAGGAUGUGAAGAAAGAAAUCCACCAGGCAAAAGUUAAAAGAAGAAAAAGGAAUGGCAAGAAAAUGUGGGGGAAGUGGCUAUUGAUAUUCUUACUAGAUGGGACUUGUAUUUACAUUUAAAUGGAACUUGAAUCUGAAAAGUGUAGAUUUAAUUUCUGCUCAGUUACUUGAUGAUAUAGCAUGUUUUUUCUUCCCGCCCUGUUGAAAUCUUUUUUUUGAUGCCAUUCCUCUGGUUUCAUUCAUCUGAUCAAGUGGGUUUACUUACAGAACGGUGAUGUAUCAUUUAUUUUAUUUUAUUCCUAGUUCUUUAGACUUGAGGUAGACUAGACACUAAAGGUUCAUAAAAACUGUUUAUCGACACUAUGGUUUAACCUUUCCAUGUAGCAUUCUUGAUGGAUGUUGGGCAUUUCAUGGUCUAUGCCUCAUUGAGGACUUCAAUUUUUCCCUUCAUUUUUUUUUCUUUUUUUUUUUUUUGGGUUUUCAGAUGAAAUGAAUCUCUUCUUCACAGGUAAUAUCAUAUUCUGUGGAUGCUUUAUAAUCAGUGAUUUUCAGGCUUCAAAUAAGUUUCUUAUGUAUGAAAAUAGUCCCUUUUUCCGUUAAAAAAGAAAAGCAAAACUGUACUCUAAACAGUAAGAAAGAAAAUGUUUUUGGCAGUCUUUCUUGUUACAGAAUCCACAAAAUCCUGACAGACUUAUGUGAAAUGGUGAGUAGAAUUUUUUGCUAAAUGAAUCUAUUAGAUGACCAAUUUAUAAUAAUACCGGUACAUAUGUGGACCUUCUAACAAAUUUACGAUCUCUAAUAUUGAGCAAAAAGAUGUUUGGAAAUUGUAAGUGAAUGCAUUGUAAAUUUUACUGGAAAUUGCAAUGGUUUUUCAGCCUUUCUUU